Messenger RNA from Neltuma alba, 1659 nucleotides. Its product is annotated as protein DETOXIFICATION 41-like. The transcript is spliced from 8 exons. The record is from RefSeq and is a predicted model, not a curated record. The coding region runs from base 80 to 1642 and encodes 520 amino acids. Gene Ontology annotation, molecular function: xenobiotic transmembrane transporter activity; antiporter activity. Gene Ontology annotation, cellular component: membrane. NCBI's taxonomy places the organism in Eukaryota, Viridiplantae, Streptophyta, Magnoliopsida, Fabales, Fabaceae. Gene Ontology annotation, biological process: xenobiotic detoxification by transmembrane export across the plasma membrane.
CAAAAGUAAUAACCAUACUCUAAAGCAGAAAAGCGAAAACAAAGGACAAACCUCAAGAUUCCCAGCAUAAUAACAAACCAUGAGCAGUUCUCUUGACCAAUAUCAGCCAUUGCUGAUUCAGGAAGAAGAAGAAGAAGAUGAUGGGGCUAGGAUUCCAAGUUAUUGUUCUGCACAAGUUGAGGAGUUUCUGGGAAAAUAUGCAGAGAAGAGGAAGCUUCUUAGAUGGAAAUGGUGGAUUAGGGUUGUGGGGUGGGAAACAAGGCUGAUUUGGAAGCUAUCAUGGCCUUCUGUGACUUGUUGUUUGUUCACUUAUAUGCUGAUCUUUGUGACUCUUAUCUUUGUUGGUCAUCUGGGUGAUACUCAGCUUGCUGCUGCUUCUCUUGCUUGUCUUGGACUUCAAGCUCUGGCUUUUGGAGUUAUGGUAGGAAUGUCUGCUGCAGUUCAAACUCUAUGUGGGCAAGCAUUCGGGGCCAAAAAAUAUGCAGUAAUGGGCAUAAUAUGUCAAAGAUCAAUUAUUCUGCAGUUAGGGGCAGCUAUUCCUCUAACAUUUCUAUACUGGUAUUGCGGUCCACUUCUCAGGUUUAUUGGCAAAUAUGAGAGCGAUGAAAUUGCAGAACUUGGCCAAGUUUUUGGACGUGGAUUAGUCCCUCAGCUCUAUGCAUAUGCACUUCUCUACCCUAUGCAGAGGUUCCUCAUGGCACAGAAUAUAGUGAACUUUCUGGCAUACGUAGCUGUUGGGGUUUUUCUCUUUCACUUGCUUCUCACAUGGCUAGUGGUUUCUGUUCUAGGCUGCAGCCUAUUGGGGGCUGCUCUUACUUUAAGCCUUUCUUGCUGGGUUUUUGUGCUUGUCAUAGGGCUCUACAUUAUUCUCAGCCCUUCUUGCAAGGAAACUAGGACUGGGUUUUCUGUUAAAGCUUUCCAGAUGAAGGGGUUCUGGCCUUAUGCGAAGCUCACUGCUUCGUCUACUGUUAUGAUGUGUUUGGAGUCAUGUUACUAUCUUGCUGUGUAUCUGGUGUCUGAGAUGCUUCCCAACCCUACCAUCGUGUUGGACUCUCUAGCCAUCUGCAUCAAUUACUUGAACUGGAGCUCCAAUUUUUCGUCAGGCAUGUUAGUAGCCUCCAGUGUUCGAGUAGGUAAUGAGCUUGGGGCAGGUAAUCCAAGAGUGGCAAAAUUCUCAAUUGCCGUAUUCAAUGGAAUUGCCAUCCUCAUAAGCUUCAUUUUCUCAGUAAUAAUUCUGAUAUUUCGGGUUGGACUGAUCAAGCUCUAUACCACUGAUCCUGAAGUUUUUAAAGUCACUUACAGUUUGUUUCCACUUGUUGCCAUUUCUUUCCUCAUCAAUGGCAAUCACUUCAUUCUCUUUGGCCAGGCAAUUGGAAGUGGGCGGCAAAGUCUAGUGGGUUGGGUGAACUUGGUUUCUUAUUAUGUUAUUGGCCUCACUAUUGCGUGCCUACUUGGUUUUAAAACCAGCUUAGGAAUUGCAGGUCUAUACUGGGGCAUAAUCAUAGGAAGUGUUCUUCAGACUGCCACUGUGGGCAUUGUGAUCAUCCGAACAAACUGGGAUGCUGAGGUUGAUAAAGCUGCUGCUCGUCUGAAGAAAUCUGCAGAUGAAGAUAGCUUGAACGACUUGGUUGACAACCAUUGAGAACAAGAUCUCUUGUU